Hypomesus transpacificus is the source of this 5414-nucleotide messenger RNA. It is a transcript of the gene galnt12, whose product is annotated as UDP-N-acetyl-alpha-D-galactosamine:polypeptide N-acetylgalactosaminyltransferase 12. The transcript is spliced from 10 exons. The record is from RefSeq and is a predicted model, not a curated record. Gene Ontology annotation, cellular component: Golgi apparatus. NCBI's taxonomy places the organism in Eukaryota, Metazoa, Chordata, Actinopteri, Osmeriformes, Osmeridae. Bases 1036 to 2769 code for a protein of 577 amino acids.
UUUACGUUUCAUCAGAGGAAGUAAGUGUUAUUCUUGAGCAGUAAUGGUAAAGCGCUACUGGUCACGUGACGCGUUUUCCUCUGACCGCUACUUGUUGCAAACUCGGAAGUAGAACUGUCGAUUAGUGGCAUGCGAAAUCAAAAUUGCACAAUUAAAACAAUUGUGGUAGGAAGCCGACUAUUAUGUUCGGUCAACAUGAAGAUUAUUGUAGGCGCUUUUCCGGUAUAAGUGUAGUAGGCUAUUGCAACACCUUGUGACAUCAUGAGAGGCAAAAGAUUGCCCGCCUCACUAUCUAACUUCGAUUUGAGUCAAGUUCGGCUGACAUUUUCGUGUAGCACACGAAAAUUGCUUGCUUCGGCAGCACAUAUACUAAAAUUGGAACGAUACAGAGAAGAUUAGCAUGGCCCCUGCGCAAGGAUGACACGCAAAUUCGUGACAUUUUCGUGUAGCAGUCAAAUGUAACAGGCAGUUAGGCGACGCUUCAUUGUAAGCAGCCUCAAUGAUAAAGAAAGUCGUAAAGCUACAUUGAAUCGAUGUUAAACUGUGCGAAGAUGGAGGAAAGGCUGGACCCGAAGUGGAUUUGGAUAUGUUCGGGCACAGAGUGAAACGAGAUGCACGUAGCUCUUUGAUUUGACCUGGAUUUUUUCGUCUUCAAGUGCUAAUCCAACAGAUAGCCUAACAAAGAUAAUCAUAUUAGGAAAAGCCUCGAAUAGCAUCGCCAGCAAAACGGUUCAAUCAGACGAGCUGUUGAAACGGGAAUUCUUGCCGCAUGUUUUCCAAACUUGUUCCUGAAAGUUGCUUUUCAUUGAUCAACCCUACGAAUUGGUUUCAAAUCUGCUGUAGCCUAUGCGAGCAAACAGAAACAAGAACUGCAUUGCCUGCAUUUGAUCUCAAUAAUGCAUGUAGGCAAUAGGCUGUCACAGUAAAAUUAGAGGAUGGACGAUUUAUAUAGUACUUGUUGCUACUUGGAACUCUCGGGGUCCAUGAAAAUAUUGCUAUCUUGAGGGAGGAAAUAAGCAGUUUGAGAGCAACACGAUGGCAGUCUGCGGGCGCAGGAACCGACCGAAGUUAAUUAUUUGCCUCUUCGGAGUUUCUGCCAUUGUAUAUUUAAUGUUCUUUAGGCAUAAUUCGGUUGACAUAGGCGAGACGAAUAGGAGAGAAGUUCAUUCAGAGGAAAAAGUAUCAAAUGAACUGCUUAAAAAGCCUGUCUACGAGAAACCGCCGUUGGAUGUAAAUGCUUUAGGCGAAAUGGGUAGAGCUGUCAUAUUGAACCUCGUCGGAGAGGAGAAGAAGAAGGAAGAUGAGAGCAUUCAGAAGCACCAGAUAAACACUUAUGUGAGUGAUAAAGUAUCGCUCCACCGCAGGUUACCGGAGAGAUGGAACCCAUUGUGCAGGGCUGUCAGCUAUGACUACCGCUCGCUGCCUUCCACCUCAGUGGUGAUAGCCUUCUACAAUGAGGCUUGGUCCACCCUCCUGCGGACGGUACACAGCGUGCUGGAGACCUCGCCGGAUGUCCUGCUCAGGGAGGUGGUGCUGGUGGACGACUACAGCGACAGAGAGCACCUGAAGCAGCCGCUGGAGAACUACAUCUCAGGCCUCAGGAAGGUGCGUCUGAUCCGGGCCACCAAGAGGGAGGGGCUCGUGCGUGCCCGCCUCUUGGGGGCCUCCAUCGCCACGGGCGAUGUGCUGACCUUCCUGGACUGCCACUGUGAGUGCCACGAGGGCUGGCUUGAGCCCCUGCUCUACAGGAUCAAGGAGGAGCCGGCGGCCGUGGUGUGCCCCGUCAUUGACGUCAUCGACUGGAACACCUUCCAGUAUCUCGGCAACCCUGGGGAGCCCCAGAUUGGGGGGUUUGACUGGCGCCUGGUCUUCACCUGGCACCCCGUGCCUGACUACGAGCAGAGGCGACGCCGCUCGCCAACUGACGUCAUCAGGUCUCCUACCAUGGCUGGUGGGCUGUUUGCUGUCAGUAAGAGCUACUUCCAUUACCUGGGCACGUAUGACACAGGCAUGGAGGUGUGGGGGGGAGAGAACCUGGAGAUUUCCUUCAGGAUCUGGCAGUGCGGGGGCAGCCUGGAGAUCCACCCCUGCUCCCACGUGGGCCACGUCUUCCCCAAGAAGGCCCCCUACUCGCGGAGCAAGGCCCUGGCCAAUAGUGUGAGAGCUGCAGAGGUCUGGAUGGACCAGUACAAGGAAUUGUACUACCACCGCAAUCCUCAUGCACGUCUGGAGGCCUUUGGAGACGUGACGGAGAGAAGGAAGUUGAGAGAGCAGCUGGGCUGUAAGGACUUCAAGUGGUACCUGGAGAACAUCUAUCCAGACAUCCACAUUCCUGAGGACAGACCCGGCAUGUUUGGCAUGCUGAGGAACAAGGGAAUGACCAACCACUGUUUUGACUACAACCCUCCUGAUGACCACAACCUGGUGGGUCACCGUGUCAUCCUCUACCCCUGCCACGGCAUGGGGCAAAACCAGUUCUUUGAGGCCUCCACAGAGGGGGAGCUCCGCUAUAACACCAGGGAGCCAGCAGGGUGCGCUGUGGGGGACGCUGUCUCCACCUACCUGACGGUGCACCUGUGCAGGAAACCCCACCUGCCAAUCCCGGAGGAGCAGAAGUUUGUCUUCAGAGAGGAUGGGACCAUCUACCAUGUCAUGACCCAGAAGUGCGUUCAGGCCAUCGACAAGAGUGACAACGGUAGUCCAGCCCCUGGCCUACGUCCCUGCUCUGACUCUGCCCUCCAGAAGUGGUUUUUUGAGGAGAGGGCUUAGAGCAUGAAUAACCAAAACCUUACCCCUGGGGGAGGCAUGGGACCACCAAAACCUUACCCCAGUGAUGGAGACAGGACUUUACCCCUAAGUUGGGGGGCAUGGAAGAAUCCUGGACAACCAAAGCCUUAUUCCUGGAGGGACACGGAACAACCAAAAAGGUAUCCAUGGGGACGACACAGGACAACCAAAACCUUAUUCCUGGGUGGGGGUACAGGAGAAGCCUGGAGAAUCUUAAAGCACUGUUGAACCAGACUCAAACACAGGUUCACGUUUUCUAUUCAGGUAUUUGUAUUUAUUUUGAUAGUCUUCCAGGGCACCUUCAGUCAGUCAUGAUUGACGGGGAUGAAGAACACAAGCCCUUGUUGAACCCUUGUCUGUCUGUCUUUCUUUGGAGCAAACUACACAAAUGUCUGCCUGCCUUGGUGGACCUUGUGACUGUGAAUUGGUACGUAUCAGACAGCUUUGGAAAACGUCUUGAAGCAAUUAGCUGGGGGGCCAUACAACUGUGUUUAACAUGGGAGAGACAGCCUGGAACAGAGGAGGGACUGGAAUCUACAGGAUAUGGCACCAUCAUACACUUCUGUUCUUGACAAGUGGUCAUAACCUGUGCAUUUCAAAUGCGUGAGUUUCCCCCUUUUUUAUCUGUCCAACUCAUGACCACUUAGCAACCGGUGGUGGUGGAUGGGUUUGGCAUUGCAGUCCUUUUCAGAGACUCUAGAUUUCUUUUUCAAUAACUGAUCAUAUCACUCCUUACCUCUAGAGGGAGCCAAACACCUUUUUCUUUUCUUUCUUUUUUUUCUUAUUUAUAUAUUUUUGGCAUUAUGAAACACCUCCUACCUCUUUCUGUAGUGACGUACCGAAGUACUGAUGAUGGGAGAGUUUCAAGUCUUAUUUUGAUGGUGGACUUUCAGCACUUAUACAACGAAUGAUUAAAAAAAAAUAUAUACAGUUCUAGUCAAUGCAAUGUAACUCUACAUAGAUGACACAGUCUUCUUUAGAGGCCUAUUUCUAAAAACAAAUAAGUCUUAAAAUAAGUGACUCCACAUAGUCUGGAUAACAUCCUCACUUUCCUUUAUUUACUUUACCAUCAUCCAUCUUGUGUCUGAUCGUGUUCCCAAAGCCCUCAAUUGAUCACUUCUGUUGAACGCAAAGGUGACACAAAUUGACUUUCCAUAGCAGGGAACAGCAGUUUUGGAUUCUACACCUUUUGUAUAACUAAAUGGAACAUGUUGCUCUCUGAAACCCAUACUACCAUACUAUUUAGCAUGCCAGAAACAAAAUGGCAUGUCCCAAUACAUAGCAUAUCUAAUUUAUUAUGCCAAAAAUUACAGGAUAUCCUGCUAUAUCUGGUAGCAGUAUGCUUUUCAAAGAGCCGUACGCCGCUGAGAUACAACAGCAGACCAACCUGUUUACGCCAGCUCAGUGAGCAGUGCCAUGACAACAUGUUCCAUGAAUGUAUGCGUACUGCAUGCAGCAGUAUGCACUUUUUAAGGGCAACUGCAGUACCUACUAGAGGUCAAAUGAUGUUAUUUGGGGAAACAGCAGAGGUUUCUUACUCUUAUUCAGAUUCUAUGCAUCCACUCCACAUCUAUCACCCAUGUUGUGCCUUAGCUGAACUUUGCAAAAUGACACGUGGACAAGUCGUCUGACUGAGAAGCCCAGGCCAAUCUGAACGUGUGGAUGUAGAAGUAAACAUGUAAGGCGGCAGGGGGGUGACAACGGCUCUUCAGGAAGACCCCCCCCUCCACACUCAUGCCACGAAGCUCCUGUCCAGAUGCUGUGACCAUGUGGUGAAACUGAGCUCUGGAACCAGUCAAUACAAAGUUAUUGAUUCUCGAUCAGCUUGGUGUUUGAUCCGUUAGGAUUGAGUUUGCACAGAUUCCUUGUCAUAGAAGGAGCAAAAAGACUGUUUCAUAUAUGGCACAGAGUGUGAACGCAGGACCCAAACAAGACCCGUCUUUCAACAUGAAAGCCCAGAAGCUCUCCCCCAGUGGGAGGGUCAGGCCUGCCACCGUGUCCUCUCUCCACUGAUGUCCAUGUUAACACACCUCACACCAGCCAGGGGGAUAGAUCUUCCACCUUGCUCUUCUCGUUGGCUGUUAAUGGUCCCUAUAGCUAUCUGUUAUUCCAAGCAUGUCCUAGUCGUAAACCCUGUUUUACUCUAGUCUUGUGUAUGCUAAUUGGUUAUGGUAUAUGGCCAUAGUAAAGCUGAUGGCUGGCCGCUCGGCAUGACUGGGUCAUAUCUUUAGUAUGGGUCGUCGUCAAAGUGGGUGACACUCCAAUCGUGUGUGUGUGAACGACCUGUCCCCGUUCAGUAGCAAAUUUCAUUGCUGUACCAUAUCAUGCACUGUACAGUGCAAUGCUGUUGUAUUUUGACUGGGUUCGAUCAAACUGUUAACAUGCUGAAACAACUAGUGGAGAUUAAUCACUAAUGCUGGAACUUAUCACAAUGUCUUGUUGCUGUCAAUGAUUGUGGCCUUAUAAUAUUACAAUGAAGGAUUUAACUAGAAACUUAUUUUUUUUAUGGGGUGGGGGAAACUUUCCAUUGAAUGGACACAACUGGUGCCUUAACUAAGUUGUAACUUUAAAAUGAAAACUUUUGUUGAAGUUAACUCAAAUAAUAUAAAACUGAGUAUUAUUCUGUG